Drosophila suzukii is the source of this 1322-nucleotide messenger RNA. The record is from RefSeq and is a predicted model, not a curated record. NCBI's taxonomy places the organism in Eukaryota, Metazoa, Arthropoda, Insecta, Diptera, Drosophilidae.
GCAGCAGAAGGAGUGGGCAUGGCCACAGCAACAGCAGCAGCAGCAGCAGCAGCAACGGCAACAGCAACACUUGGACGCAAUCGCCAACUGGGCCUGAGUCAGGGCCAAGUGGCGAAUGGUAAGCAGAAAGAAUUGUGAGCCUUGUGUUUGCGAUAACGUUUGUGUACCCCCUCCCCCUCAAUUAACGCUGCCAGCGAGGACAGCGCGUCUGCUCAACGGCAACUGUUGCGGCCGACUGUUGCAGGCGACAGCAGCAACAGGGGCCAGUAGGGGCACCAAUACGGGUGCUGCCGGCAGCAACACGGUUAAUAUGGAGACCCAGACUAGCGAUGAGUUGCUGCCGCUGCUAGCCAUGCCCCCACAAGCAGCUCCCGCAACAACAUCAUCAUCAACAACAACAGCAGCAGCAGCAGCAUCAUUAUCAUUAUCAGCCACAUCAACAUCAUCAUCAUCAUCACUAUCAACGAUUUCAUUAGCAACACGUGCAGCAGCAGCAGCAAUGCAGCAGCAGCAGCAACAAUGGACUGCCGUGUCGACGACGCCAGCAACAGGAGUGAUGAUGACGACGACGACGACACAAUCACAAGCAACAUUAGCACCACAACAACAGCAACAACCACUGCCACAACAAAAACAACAAUUAAACAGAAAAACAACAGCAACCACCACAACAACAGCACCAACAACACACAACAGCAACAGCAACAUCAACUUCAACAGCAACAAUAACUAUAUGAAUAACAAUAAUAUUAACGCCGACACUGCCAGAGUCUCUGCCUCUGCCUUCGCCUCCGCCCCUGCCUCUGCAACAGCCACGCCCACUGCCAGAAUACCGCGCCAGCGGCCGAUCCCGCCCCCGGCCCCGCGCACACCCACAGCCACCUCAGCUUCUGUUACUGUAGUUGUGUUCAAAACAAUGUUACCUGAUGACUGAAUUAUUUUAGAAUCGUACACGUAGAGCAUGUUUUAUUAUGAUUACCACUAUGAUUACCACUUACGAAUUACAAUUACGAUUAUGAUUACGAUUAUGAAUAUGAGUAUGUCUGGAUAUCAUUACCUAUUAACUAUUCAUUAGUUAUGGCUUAUCGAUUAUUACUAUUAUUACUAUUACUAUUGCUACAUGCAUAAUGUAGAGCCUAAUUGAUCUAUCGUGUAUUUUAGUUUGUCUAAUUGUUGGAUCCCUGUACUAUAUCCCACACACACAUAAACACACACACACACACUCGCCCAUAUUUGAUCCUCACCCCCACACACACACACACACAUUAUCAUUACUAAGGAAGGAUAUGCAUAUGCAAAGUUGAAACAUUUUAAUCUUGUAA